Ectocarpus siliculosus is the source of this 486-nucleotide messenger RNA. NCBI's taxonomy places the organism in Eukaryota, Phaeophyceae, Ectocarpales, Ectocarpaceae. The record is from the annotation of a GenBank genome assembly.
AUGAAGUAUCUCCAUGCGCUACGGCGGGAAGUGUUUGCCCUGCACGCCAGAGCGCCCCAAAAUUUGCUGCGCUCGCCGGCGGCGUUGCCCUCCGCUGCUGAGGUGCAGAGGGGCAGGCCUGCUCUCUUGCGCCAUGGGCAAGGGUGUGGAGCGGGCUGCGGCUGUGUGUGCGACGUCCAGGUAGCGGUGGACCGGGAGGGGGUUGUGAGGGACGCGACUUUUGCGGCGAAGCGGCUGGCGAUGGGGGUGGACGGGGCGCCUCUUCGGUCGAGGACAGGCAGGCUGCUGGUGCACGACUGCCCUUGCGACACGCUGGUCUCCCUGGGAUCGAUAGCCACGACCGAGUGCCGGGACGAGUCCCUCGAGUCGCUGCGUAACCGCCUGCUCUUCUCGCCGAGCGCCCCUCCAUCGUUUGUAAGGAACCUCGUUCGAAAGUUGGGCCAGCCGACAUCCGCCGCUACUUGCGCCCAGGUGGGGGGGGAAUAA